Molecule: messenger RNA, 312 nt
Organism: Didymosphaeria variabile
Lineage: Eukaryota; Fungi; Ascomycota; Dothideomycetes; Pleosporales; Didymosphaeriaceae
Exons: 4
Coding region: 1-312 (103 amino acids)
Biological process (GO): mitochondrial electron transport, ubiquinol to cytochrome c
Source: RefSeq, a predicted model, not a curated record
AUGCAGCUCAAAUCCGUUGAGCCCGGCUCCAUGGGCCGCACGCCCGCUGCUUUCAGCAUGCGUAGCCCGUAUAAGGCGUACAGGAGUCCGUUUGGUCCUCAGUACAAGGUUGCGCCCAACGUGCACGGCAUCACGGCUAGACAUCUCGCAAAGUACGGCACUCUCGCAGCAGGCUUUGGCGGCGUCGCCGGCUUCUUCGCGCUCUUCUUCUUCGCUGAGGUCCCGCGUGUGCGCACCGAUAUCAUGCAGAAGAUUCCUAUCCUGGGCGACUACUUCAUCGUUGAGAUCCCGCCGGAGGACAACCCCUUCUAG